AUGCGGGAUGGCAAGAAGCUCUUGGCUUGGACUAGUCGAGUGACGAUCGGUGCCGCAAACCAAGCAUCCUUGGUUCUGAACAGAACCACCAUUAUGAUCCUGAUCGAUGUGUGGGGUGAUGUUUGUCGCGAGCCAAAGUCUCUGCCUAUCCGGUGGGUGAGGGACGAGGUAAAACGGCUACACGACAUGUUCGCGCCACAGCCAGACCCGGUUGAUGUGGUGGUAGACCAAUGGGGAUGCAAGAGGUUGGACUCAAGGCUGCAAGCCAUGAUGGAUUUGACGGUGCAGAAAUGGGGAUCGCCGGAUGAGUUGUCAGCUGAUAAUGCAGGCCCUGCAGCCGAGCCGGCAGCUGGAGAGGAAGGUGCACUUGAAUCUGGUGAUGUUGUUGUACCACCACCACCUCCCGCAGCCUACCUUGUGCUUGCGGGCUUGGAUUCCGAUGAUGAAAAUGGUGUGCGUUCAACUCCUUGCCUGGAGCACUUCGAUUAUGCUUUGCCUGAGGACGACGAGAUGCAAGCCAUGGAGGAGGGGACUGAGCAUGCGAAAGCUGAUGGUGCUGAUGAUGUUCGUCAGUUGGUCCAAGAGGUGGCUGAUGGUGAUCAUGCCGCCCCACACGAGGCCUCGUCGCUCAAUCAGGCUGUCGCAGAGACGGGUGAUGAUACAUUGCUCGAUGCUCAGUCGGUCCUAGACAAAAGUGAUGGUAUGGAUGAUGCCACCAGACGCGAGGCCACAUUGCCGGAUCAGGUUGCGCAGUUGGUCCCCGAGAAUAGUGAUGGUGGAUUGCUCGAUGUCCAGUCGGAUAAUGCCACCGCACACAAGGUCACAUUGCCUGAUCAGGCUGUGCAGUUGGUCCCGGAGAAGAGUGAUGGAGCUGAUGGUCAGGUGGUUCAUCGGGUCAUGGAGAUGACUGGUGCUGCGGUGAACAAGACGACGAAGCAGAGCCAGGCUAUCCAGGAUAAGCUUGCUCGACUGCAGUCUAUCCGGCUGCUUGUCGAUAUUGUCAGGGCUCGCCCCGCGGAGAAGCGAAUGUCGGCUGGCCGGAAGCCAUGCUCCGGUGAUGAUGCUGACCCGUCCCGGCUGGAGACACAGCCCUUCAUCAAUGCUGAUUUCGUUGCUCAGACGAUCUCCAAGUGUCCUUCCUUCGUAGACCUCGACUCUCCGCCCGGCCUCGAGCCAGGAAGCAAGAUGCCAACCACGCAAGUGGAGGCAUUCGUGGCCAUCUUCCUGCUGGUGUCCUGGAUGGAGCCGACUCCAAUGGCAUUACGACAGGCGGACAUCAUAGAGUAUUUUGCUGGGACAGCACGGAUAGCAAGGCUGGGACAAGCUGCUGGUUGGAACGUGCUAGCUCAUGAUAUCCUCUUCGACAAGAAUAGUUUCAAAAGCAGCAUGAACAUGAACGGUUCUGCUGGCUAUGCGCUGCUAGGCGAUAUCCUGCAAAAUUUGCCCGAGCUCUCGUUGAUCUGCUUCCUGCUAUGCGGUACGGCCAUGCGCCUCACUACCCCACUGGAAGAUGCCUUCGGUGCUUAUCCAUCUGAGAAGUGGGGAGAGACCUUGGUCCGGGGCAUCGCUUUGGCAACCACGCCUUUGGUGGAGAUGCUACGGAUGAAGCAAGAGCCUGUGGAUGACGAGGAAGCAGCUCUACAGGAAGAGAUGCAGGAACUGUUCCAAGAGCUGACCACCGGUGUCAUCGAUGUUCCUUCUGACGAUGGGGAACACGAGGCCAUGUACUGGUUCCGGGGUCCCAACCCGAGUGGGCCAGCUUCGCCGCCAGCAGUUCCCGAGCCGAGUCCGACAGCUUCCCCGCCAAAGGCAGCAGCUGCAGCAGUUCCCGAGCCGAGUCCGACACCAGGUCCCAACCCGAGUGUGCCGCCAGCAGUUCCCGAGCCGAGUCCGACAGCAGCUUCGCCGCCAAAGCCAGCAGCUGCAGCAGUUCCCGACACGAGUCCGCCGAAAGCGGCCCCGCCAGCACUGUCCCCGCCAGGGCUUCACCAGCCGACUUCGACAGCUGUGGUGUCUUCCGGCCCCCGAGCACCAAUUCUGGUGCAAGCUCCGACAAUAGCCGCAAUCGACAGAAGAUUGCGGCGGUUGAUGACCCCCAACGCAAAAGGGCAGCACAAGGUUUCGGAUCAUGUCCGAUCGAUGUAUGCCAACCCGGACGAGAAGGGCAAGGUGAUCAGGAUGUUUGAGAACUGCGGCUUCAGUGCGGAAGCCUUCGCGAAGAAAUACAAGUUCACCGUGAACAGGGAACAGGAGUCCGAGCUGGAAAUUCCUUUCGAGUUUCUCUCCAAGGAGGAGAUGGCCGAUCCGCCGUACAAUAUGAGCGAGCAGAGUGCCCGCAGCUCUGUCACGGAGGAGCAAGAGGUCGUGGAUACGGAGCAGGCAGGUGUGGAGAUGGACUUGACUACCGACUUCGUGUUCGCUCAGUCUUCCUCUGCCCUGCCAACAGCAGGUGAGAUCUCGGCUGCCUCCAAGCAACUGGCUGACCCGGAGACACGUGAGCGAAUCCAUCAAGAAGCCGAGAAGACACUCAAGAAACUUGGGUGGCCGGAGCAAGAAACUGCAGUGGAAGCAGCGACAUCCCUCCCGAAGUGCAUUACGUGCAUAACACGUCGACUUGCACGAUUGACGGAUGUCCAGUCUAGCCUGGAGAAAUACCUCCCACCCCCACCGCCCCAAGAUGCUUCGGAUGCAGAGAAAGAGAAGUACAACAAGGGGAUUCGACAGAAGAUGCUUGUUGCAAUUGUUGCGAACUUUACUUUGUCGGUUGCUGGGGUGGUGGAAAGCUGGGAUCUUGAGUCUCGUGCAAGGAUUCUGCUGCAAGACUAUGCAUCCACGUCUACUGAACCGAAAGUGAAGGCGAAAGCCAAGCCUGGAAAGGCGCCUGCGAAGCUGAUUGGCCAAGUCGCCCGAGCAUUCAGAGAUGAGCAGAAAUUAGAGGCGACGGGUCAAACCUCAGAAGGUGUUGCUGCGGCAUGUCAACAAUUUUGGCAGAGGUUUAAGCUUGCACAGCCGGACCACAAAGUCUUCGAAGCCUACCCAUCCCAUGAGGACUGGAAAACCAUCAUACCUGUAUGCCUCCACGGGGAUAAGGGUAGAGGGAUGUCAAAACUUCCUUGCUUUGUGUUCUCAUGGGAGGCCUCUAUAGGUCUUUCGGAGGAUGUUCGGCAGAAGGGCCCUGGUUACCGAAGCCCCGGUGUUCAUGGCAACAAACUUUCAUGGUCUUGCAAGAAAAGAAAGCGAGACCAGUGUCCGGAGCUCGAUCGCGAUGAACCCCCGGGUGCAUGUGAAUCGUGCCCGCUGCAUCAUGAGCAUCGUGCCGACCCCAAUGAGGUCAGCAUCCCGCACAACGGGAAGGGCCAUUCCUUCUUGAGCAAAUUCUUGUUUGCUGCAAUUCCACACAAAGUGUUCAAGGACAACGGUGCUGUUGUCCCGGCUGUGCUGGAUGCUAUGGCCGACUGCAUGAUUGAGCUUUUCACCGCCGGAGUACAGUACAAGGGGCAGUGCUUCCGAGCAGCCGUGUGUGGGAUCAAAGGCGAUCUCGAGUUUCAUCAUGAAAUUGCUGCUUUUGACCGUUGCUAUGCUACGGCCGGAACAGUCAACAAUCUUAUGAUGUGUCCGCAAUGCCACGCCGGCACGGAUCAGCUUCCAUACACGGAUGUUUCAGAUUCUCCGGCAUGGGCCUCGACAUGCCAUGCUUCGGUGCCAUGGUCUGCUCUGCCAAGACUUAGUCGUAUUCCUUUCUGCUCGGCGAGGCCAGCUGCAAUGUACCGAUUUGACAUUUUCCAUUGUCUAAAAUUCGGGAUCUUGAAAGACUUGGGGGCAUGUUUGCUGAUCGAGCUGGCAAGCCAUGGCAUGUUGGAUUGUGCGGGUGUCCGUGAAAGUGUAGGGUUGCCGGCACGCUUGGAGCGAGCCCACAUGCUCUUCAAAUUGUGGUGUGUUGCAGAACGCCGCAACCCGAACAUCCGCAAGUUCACGAAAGGAACAUUGCAUGUGACAAAGAUUGGAUUCCCGUUUCUGGGUGGCAAAGGUGCUGAUGCUGUGUUGUGCUGCAUGUUCCUGCAAUUUUUCCUUCGACUGAACCUUCCAGAGGUCCAGAGACCUGAUCUGAAGAGAUUGCUCAAAGCAAUGGAAGAGACCAUCACUGGCGCACUGGAUUUUCUUGGGGUGCAUCAUUCACACCAAGUGUUUUUGAAGCCAUACUGUGCAAAGUUUGUCCAUGUGUCAGGGAUGAAACUUUUAAGGGGUUACGCAUACCUCGCAAGCAGGGCCAUCCAAGAAGGCAAGAGGUUGUACAGUUUACGACCGAAACUACACUAUUAUCACCAUGUGCUCCUAGACUUGGAGACCCAAAUUCGUCGGCGAGAUGAAUGGUGCCUAAAUCCGGCUCUUUUCGGGUGUGAAAGUAACGAAGAUUACAUAGGGCGAAUCAGCCGGCUGUCAAGAAAAGUUUCGCCGAAGUCUAUCAGCCAGCGAACAAUUGAUCGCUACUUGGUGGCGGUGAAGCUGUUGUUCCGGAAGCAUGGCCUUUGA
Symbiodinium necroappetens is the source of this 4530-nucleotide messenger RNA. NCBI's taxonomy places the organism in Eukaryota, Dinophyceae, Suessiales, Symbiodiniaceae. The record is from the annotation of a GenBank genome assembly.